Hyla sarda is the source of this 1900-nucleotide messenger RNA. It is a transcript of the gene C8H8orf33, whose product is annotated as chromosome 8 C8orf33 homolog. The transcript is spliced from 8 exons. The record is from RefSeq and is a predicted model, not a curated record. The coding region runs from base 311 to 1609 and encodes 432 amino acids. NCBI's taxonomy places the organism in Eukaryota, Metazoa, Chordata, Amphibia, Anura, Hylidae.
CAUUUCCCCAGUGCAGUCUCUCUCCUAGAAUAACAUGAAAGUAUAUGAUCCAGGGAGAUCCCAGGGUGAUGAUACAAUGUGCCGUCCCUGUGGUUUCAGGAUGAAUCCUGCACUGAGCAGCACAGCUUUUCUGCCGGAACUUUUGCUCUUGUCUCUGUUCCCACACGGUGGGAUGAACGGAGCGAACACAGUAGGGGAGUGAAAUCACAGGCGGACACUUCUAACCACCCGUUGUCAGGAAGGUAGAAGUUUACCUGUCUGUAUAUCGCUGCUAUGAGAGCAUCCUGGGGUGGAAUAGUAUAACGCCGGCAUGGAGGAGGCUCCGAAAGGGACGUUUGAAGAUGAGUUAAAUUGGUGUAUCAAUCAGCUGGAAACUGGACUUUUGCGCCGCAAUCCAACUCCUAGACAAGUUGCAGACACUCAACGGGUCCUGCGAGUCCUCCUCUCUCGGAAAGCUCCCUUUGUUAAGAAGAGGCAGGUGAUGAACCAAGUAUUUGGAAAUUACCGUCUUAAGAUGGCGGAGGAGAGACGGACGCAAGAACAAGCAGCCAAUAAUUCCUCAGAACCAAAGAUUCAACAAGUGGCUGCCCAGGAAACCCAAAGUGUCGUCUAUAGAAAGAGUUCUAAGGAUGUACAGAGUGGUGCUGGGCACUGGUUCACCCCUUCUAGUGGAGAUUUUACCUUUAACUUCUUCCCUGAUCAAGAACAGCAGGAUACAGAGGGUAUCCCUAAGGAUGGAACGGAAGAUCAUGCCAAGGAGACGAAUUGUACACAGACUAGCCAGCAGGAUGGUGACGUAUGUCUAGAUAGUGGAUCCCAGUUCACCUUCAGCUUCCAGAUCACAGAAGAGGCAUGUAGCACUUCAGAGAGCUCUGCGGUGGCGAGUGCUGAACAUGUGGCUCCGGGAGUUGUACAUGAAAGUUUGUCCCAGAACAGCUGUAACUUAGGCAAUGCAGCCAGUACCUCAGGGAUGACAGAUGAUCCGACUGAAAAGACCGAAGAUUUAGAAAAAAAUACUGCAGACUCCCCAAAGAAGAAGAAGAAAAAAAAGUCCAAGUCUAAGAACACGCUUGCUCAGGUGCAAAACAAAGUGGAGGAAGGUAGAAAAAACACCGGGCCAGUCCCACCACAGAAGGAAGAACCUAAGUCAGGAGCCGAUGAACUGCGGAGGGAGCUGGAUUGGUGUGUGGAGCAGCUUGAAAUAGGACUACAGCGUCAGAAGUCUACUCCCAAACAAGCGGAAGAAGCGCUACGUGCAAUAAAGACUCUGCGUAGUGAAAAAGUACCAUUAGUAAAGAAACGGCAAGUCAUGCGGGUAAUGUUCGGGGAUUACCGUCACAAGAUGGAAGAGGAGAGGAUCAAACAGCUGCGACUGAUGCAGGCCGCUGCUAAAUCGGCAAAGAUGACUGAAGUGACUCUGACAGCGAGACAGAACAGCAGCAAGGUUUACCGGAAGAGUAAUCACAGAUCCUCGAGGAACACCGCACCGAGUCCUGCUCCUGCCGAUGCUCAGCAAUCCUCCGAUAAGACAACAGAAGCGCCGUCUCCUAGUCAGCAAGAAUUCACCUUCAGACCUUCCCAGGAAGCCUUCUGCUUUAACUUCUUCUAAUAGGAAGAAUGACUCCACAUGCCCCCUCCCUCCCUUUUUUUUUUGUGGACUUCUUUGCCCUUGUAUUGCCUGGGGGGGGGGAUUAUUUGACUUUUCUUAGGCUGACGAUCACUGAACAGUAAGCCAAUGAAUGACAAAUUGGUAUUGUUGUUUAUUACAUGGUGUAUUAUAGAAAUGGUUCAGCUAAAAAAGAAAAUUUUUUGUUUUUUUACCAAAAUAAAAGUUUGAAAAUUGUUUAUUUUCCGGAUAUAUUAUCUAUUUAAGCUGAAUAAAAUGGUAAAAGGAUAAUUG